AGCUUUGGAUUCGGUUCGGAAUCAGGUUCGGCCUUUUCUUCUGUUUCUCCGUUCUCACCUCAUCUUUAUCAUUGUUUCUGCUAUCGAAUUUCUGAUCUUUAUUCUCUGCCAUGGAUUCAUAUUCUGCGCUAUUUAUCAUUUCCUUUGCUUUGUACCUUAUUUUACAGUUUAAGCGCUGUCUGAGUUGUUGUGUGGUUGCCUCUAACUAUAAUAUGUAUUUAUUUUCUGAUUCAUGACCGAUUAUGUUAACUUCCCUGAUUUGAUUAGUCCGUUUUAGAUCAUAUCUGUCCCAAUCCCACAUCUGCUCUUUCAUUCUCACACGUCUUUUUGGCUGCUGAAAAUUUGUCCCUUGAGUCGUUCAUUUGAUGUCUGGUUCUGGAGAACGCAUAUGUAGAUAUAGAUAACACUCACAACGAACAAAACAUGUUGUGCUUUUAUUAAUAUGAUAUAAGAUGAAUCUCAUGAACAUAUAAUUUACUACAAUGGGAAGGAAAAAGACAGAGGAUGCAGGCCCAUCUGCUAAAACUAAGGGAAGUAGCAAAGAUGCUUCUAAGAAGGAAAAAUUUUCUGUCUCUGCCAUGCUGGCCAGUAUGGAUGAAAAGCCUGAUAAACCUAAAAAAGUCUCUUCCUCUAGUAAGCCCAAGCCAAAAGCUGCUCCAAAAGCUUCAACAUACACUGAUGGUAUUGAUCUUCCUCCAUCUGAUGAUGAAGAUGAUGAAGUUCUCUUGGAAGAUGAGCAACAGCAAAAUAAUGUGCCUAAGAGGUCCAGUCAGACUCAGAGGCCUGAAUUGAAGCCACUUGAGGUGUCUAUUGCAGACAAAGAGUUGAAAAAGCGUGAGAAGAAGGAUAUUUUAGCUGCCCAUGCUGCAGAGCAAGCAAAGAAGGAAGCUCUUAAGGAUGAUCACGAUGCUUUCACUGUGGUGAUUGGAAGCCGGGCUUCUGUGCUUGAUGGAGAAGAUGAUGCUGAUGCUAAUGUCAAAGAUAUAACAAUAGAAAAUUUCUCUGUGUCUGCUCGUGGUAAAGAACUUCUGAAGAAUGCAUCGGUGAAGAUAUCUCAUGGGAAGAGGUAUGGUUUGGUUGGGCCCAAUGGAAAGGGGAAGUCCACACUGUUGAAGCUUCUUGCUUGGAGGAAGAUACCAGUACCAAAGAAUAUUGAUGUGCUUUUGGUCGAGCAGGAGGUAGUCGGUGAUGAAAAAACAGCACUUGAAGCAGUUGUUUCAGCUAAUGAUGAACUUGUUAAAAUUCGACAAGAAGUUGCCUCUCUGCAGAAUGCAGCUUCUAUUGAAGAAAGUGUAGACAGAGAUAAUAAUUAUGAGGAAGAUGAUACAGGAGAGAAAUUAGCAGAGCUUUAUGAAAAACUACAACUGAUGGGAUCUGAUGCUGCUGAAGCUCAGGCAUCAAAGAUUUUAGCUGGUUUGGGUUUUACAAAGGAUAUGCAGGGUCGUCCAACAAAAUCCUUCAGUGGUGGCUGGCGGAUGAGAAUUUCUUUAGCUCGAGCACUAUUUGUGCAACCAACUCUAUUAUUGCUUGAUGAACCCACAAAUCAUCUUGACCUGAGGGCUGUUCUCUGGUUGGAAGAGUAUUUGUGCCGUUGGAAGAAAACUUUGGUGGUUGUCUCACACGAUAGAGAUUUUCUCAACACAGUUUGUACUGAGAUUAUUCAUCUUCAUGAUUUGAAACUUCACUUCUAUCGUGGAAAUUUUGAUGAUUUUGAGAGCGGGUAUGAACAGCGUCGAAAAGAGAUGAAUAAGAAGUAUGAAAUUUAUGACAAACAGUUGAAAGCAGCUAAAAGGAGUGGAAACCGGGUUCAGCAAGAAAAGGUUAAAGAUCGAGCUAAGUUUGCAGCAGCUAAGGAAGCUUCUAAAGGCAAAGGCAAGGGCAAGGUUGAUGAUGAUGAUGCCCCCCUAGAGGUACCUCAGAAGUGGAGGGACUACAGCGUGGAGUUCCACUUUCCUGAACCUACUGAGCUCACACCUCCACUUCUGCAGCUUAUUGAAGUGAGCUUCAGCUACCCAAACAGGGAGGAUUUCAGGCUCUCAAAUGUUGAUGUUGGCAUUGAUAUGGGAACUCGUGUUGCCAUUGUUGGGCCUAAUGGCGCUGGAAAAUCUACAUUGCUAAAUCUUCUGGCCGGUGAUCUGGUUCCGUCUGAGGGUGAAGUUCGAAGGAGUCAGAAGUUGAGGAUAGGAAGAUAUUCCCAACACUUUGUGGACCUUCUAACUAUGGAUGAAACACCUGUUCAGUAUCUUCUUCGUCUCCAUCCAGAUCAAGAGGGACUUAGCAAGCAGGAGGCUGUCCGGGGAAAACUUGGUAAGUUUGGGUUACCUAGUCAUAACCAUCUUACUCCUAUUGCCAAACUAUCGGGAGGGCAGAAAGCCCGGGUGGUCUUCACAUCAAUAUCCAUGUCAAAACCCCACAUUUUAUUGUUAGAUGAACCCACCAAUCAUUUGGAUAUGCAAAGUAUUGAUGCAUUGGCUGAUGCACUGGAUGAAUUCACUGGUGGAGUUGUUCUUGUUAGUCAUGACUCAAGAUUGAUAUCACGUGUGUGUGAGGACGAAGAAAGGAGCCAAAUCUGGGUUGUGGAGGAUGGUACUGUUAAAACUUUCCCCGGCACAUUUGAGGACUACAAAGACGACUUGCUGAGAGAGAUCAAAGCUGAAGUUGAUGAUUGAGCUUCUUUUUCUGAGAACAAUUUAUUCACUGUGACAAUUUUCCAUAAUACAUCUACAUUCCUGCCUCUUGUAUGAAUGCUUUUUGUGAGACUCCGGUUUCUGGGAUUCCAAAUUUAACGUGAGUUCAGAAGAAUAUACAGGAACGUGUAGCUUAAAAUGUUAUGAUUAAAUAAACAUCCGAAAUUUUCCGAUUAUGUUGUUUCUAUGCGCCACCCUCCCUCUUUCUGCAAAUCACUACCUGAACAACGUGUCUUCUAAUUUAAUCAAACAUUUCUGAACGUUUGGCAGACAUUUUGGUAUGAAAGCGGAGAUUGAUACGUGUGUAGUGUCAACUUCCGCUUGUCAUUUUAUUCUUCUAUUGAAUUAGUUUGUAUUUGUACCAUUGAGUCGACGAAGGAACACUUCUCAUAGUUUUGAGGGUGCUGUCUAACAUGCAUCCUUAUUGUGUAGCCUUUGAUUAGCAUAAAAUUUUAUUUAGGGUUGAUAU
Molecule: messenger RNA, 3156 nt
Organism: Abrus precatorius (Indian licorice)
Lineage: Eukaryota; Viridiplantae; Streptophyta; Magnoliopsida; Fabales; Fabaceae
Product: ABC transporter F family member 4
Exons: 2
Coding region: 483-2669 (728 amino acids)
Molecular function (GO): ATP binding; ATP hydrolysis activity
Source: RefSeq, a predicted model, not a curated record